Ilyonectria robusta is the source of this 1292-nucleotide messenger RNA. RefSeq names its product adenylate kinase-domain-containing protein. Gene Ontology annotation, cellular component: cytoplasm; mitochondrion. The transcript has 4 exons. Lineage: Eukaryota; Fungi; Ascomycota; Sordariomycetes; Hypocreales; Nectriaceae. Gene Ontology annotation, molecular function: ATP binding; AMP kinase activity. The record is from RefSeq and is a predicted model, not a curated record. Bases 180 to 944 code for a protein of 254 amino acids. Gene Ontology annotation, biological process: ADP biosynthetic process.
GUCUCGCCCGUCUCGACUUUGCCCUCUCUUUUCCUCCUCCUGGUAUCUCGCUCAGCUUUCCCUCUCACCACCACCUGCGCCGCCGCCUCCCCAUCCUCACUUCCUCCGCCAUCCCCCCUCCAAUUGCCACCGCCUCGCCUCGCAAUUCUCGCUCCCGCCUCGCCGCCGCCGCCGCAACCAUGGGUUUCGUUGAGGAUGAACUGAAGCAGCUCAAGGGUGUCUUGGGCAACCUCGAUGCGCGCAUCAAGAAGCUCGAGUCGCGAGCCACCGGCUCUGCCGCCACCACCGAGGACAUUCGCAUGAUCCUCAUCGGCCCUCCUGGCGCUGGCAAGGGAACUCAGGCUCCCAAGAUCAAGGAGCGCUUUUCCUGCUGCCAUCUGGCCACCGGUGACAUGCUGCGCUCGCAGGUCGCCAAGAAGACCCCCCUCGGUGUUGAGGCCAAGAAGAUCAUGGACCAGGGUGGCCUGGUCAGCGACGAGAUCGUCAUCGGCAUGAUCAAGGAGGAGCUCACCAACAACCAGGAGUGCCAGGGCGGUUUCAUUCUGGAUGGUUUCCCCCGAACCGUCCCUCAGGCCGAGGGCCUCGACGCCAUGCUCCAAGAGCGAAACCAGAAGCUCCAGCAUGCUGUCCAGCUUGAGAUCGACGAUUCCCUCCUCGUCGCCCGAAUUACUGGCCGCCUGGUCCACCCCGCCUCCGGCCGCUCAUACCACACCACCUUCAACCCCCCCAAGCAGCAUAUGAAGGAUGACAUCACUGGCGAGCCCCUCAUCCAGCGAAGCGACGACAACGCCGAGGCCCUCAAGAAGCGCCUUGUCACCUACCACAAGCAGACGUCCCCUGUUGUGGAUUACUACAAGAAGCACAACAUCUGGACUGGUAUCGACGCCAGCCAGGAGCCUGGCCAGGUGUGGAAGAAUAUGUUGAACAUUCUCACCAAGAACUAAGGACCGGGAGCUACGGGCUACGGGCUACGGGACCAGGUCGCUAACAAGACCUGCAGCGUCUUGGAUAUGAAUGGUAUGACUGGCAUGAAGGAGAGUCCUCCAGGCCAUGGGGCGUUACGGUAGAGGUUUCCAUGUGGUCAUGGGGUCCUGUGUAAGAAAAAGCUACACGACGACGCUUGUUUGUAUCGCUGUUCUACUACCUAGUUUAAAAAGUGGCCAUCCAAAGCGCCGAGCUUUUAUUUUUCACCCAUUCUCAUACCUCCAUCCUGACGCGGGUCAUGUAACCAAAUCGUCAGAUUUUUCACAUGCAAACUCAUUUUCACAAUCACUGAGACAGACAAUUCGCGG